CAGGGGAGGGGAGUGCCGGGUGGGGAGCUGGGAGCAGGGCUGGUACCCGCCCGGCAUCGCCCACCGCCACCACCGGGUCCCAUGGGGCCACCCCACGGCACCGCCGACAGCGCCCGGCCCCGGCCCUGAGCGCGGCAUGGACGGCCCCGACAUCUUCCUGGGCCCCUGUGAAGGAGCCCUCUGCGGGGUCCCGGGCCAGAAGCGUCGCUGCAUGUCGGCCCUGGAGCCUGUCACUUUGCCCAGCCCCAGAUCCGAGGCCAGCUGGGAAGAGGAGGAGGAGGAAGACGAGGAUGAAGACCGGUUCCGGGGGGUGCCGCUGCGGCGAGCGUGUGCCCUGCGGACCUCAAUGCGCAGCCGGGACCCGUUCCGCCGGCACAGCUGGGAGCCGGGCAAGGAGCUACGCGGGGUCCCCGGCUACGACCAGCUCAGUGUGAGCCUCAAAGGGCUGAGCCCCGACGACAUCGACUCCAGCACGGAGCAACUGGACGGGCUGGGGAGGCGCCGGCGGGACCCCCGGCGAGCCCCCCUCGUCCACAGCACCGAGUCCCUGCUAUCCCUGGAUGAGGAGGAUGAGGCCGAUCUGCAGCGGGCGCAGGAGGACGCGCGGAGGCUGCAGGUGUACCGGGCCAGGAGCGCUGGCGGCUGCGCCCUCGCCAAAUCCGCAUCCCUCGGCGUCAUCGACAGCUUCCCCGCGGCAGUGGAAAUUUCCCCCUUCACCUCCCAGCAGAGCCUGGCCAAUGGCUUCGGCGCCGGGAGCUGCGGGCAGCUGGCGGCCUCGGGCGAGCCGGGGAGCCGGGAAGAGAGCCCCCUGGGCCGAACCCUCAGCUUCAUCAGGAGGAUGACGGGGAAGACGAAGAACAAGGAGAAGGAGAAGAUGAAGGAGGGCAAGGAGAAGGACGCGCGCUACACCAACGGCCACCUCUUCACCACCAUCACCGUCUCGGGGAUGACCAUGUGCUUCGCCUGCAACAAGAGCAUCACGGCCAAGGAGGCUCUCAUCUGCCCCACUUGCAACGUCACCAUCCACAACCGCUGCAAGGACACGCUGCCCAACUGCACCAAGGUCAAGCAGAAGCAACAGAAAGCGGCGCUGCUGAAGAACAGCUCGGCGCUGCAGUCGGUCUCGCUGCGCAACAAGACUGCCAUCCGGGAGCGCCCCAACUCGGCCAUCUACCCCUCGGAGAGCUUCCGCCAGACGCUGCUGGGCCCCCGCCGCGGCCGCCCGUCGCUCUCCCUCUCCAAAAGCGUCUCCACCACCAACAUCGCGGGGACGUUGAACGAUGAGUCUCCGCUGGGGAUACGGCGCAUCCUGUCCCAGUCCACCGACUCCCUCAACAUGCGCAACCGCACGCUGUCCGUGGAGUCGCUCAUCGACGAAGGCCCCGAUGUGAUCCUCAACCAGCUGCUGAGCGACUUCGAGACGGACGAGAAGGAUUUUGAGGCGGACUCGUGGAGCCUGGCCGUGGACAACAGCUUCCUGCAGCAGCACAAGAUGGACGUGAUGAAGCGCCAGGACGUCAUCUACGAGCUGAUCCAGACGGAGAUCCACCACGUGCGCACGCUGAAGAUCAUGGGCAGCGUGUUCCGCAGGGCCAUGCUGGAGGAGCUGCAGCUGGACCCGGGCACGGUGCAGAAAAUCUUCCCCUGCGUGGACGAGCUCAGCCAGAUCCACGAGCGCUUCCUGGCGCAGCUCCUGGAGCGCCGCCGCGACUCGCUGGCCCAGGACAGCAACAAGAACUUCGUCAUCAACCGCCUUGGGGACAUCCUCGUGGGCCAGUUCUCGGGCAGCAGCGCGGAGCAGCUGAAGAAAGCCUACUCGGAGUUCUGCAGCAGGCACACCAAGGCGGUGAAGGAGUACAAGGACCUGCUCGCCCGCGACAAGCGCUUCCAGCACUUCGUCCGGAGGAUGGCACGGUCCCCGCUGCUCCGGCGCCACGGGGUGCCCGAGUGCAUCCUGCUGGUCACGCAGAGGAUCACCAAGUACCCGGUGCUCAUCGAGCGCAUCCUGAAAAACUCCAAAGACAACGAGAGUGACUCCGCGGACCUGUCCCGAGCGCUGACGCUGGUGAAGGAGCUGAUCUCGGCCGUCAACGAGGAGGUGCACGCCUGCGAGAUGAACGCGCGGCUCUGGGACGUGUACCGGCGCGUGGACGGGCGUGCCAAGGCGCCGCUGCAGUGGGAGAGCCGCGCCGGCCUCUUCGGCAGGGACGAGCUGCUGCGGCGCAAGCUGGUGCACAGCGGCUGCAUGCUCUGGAAGACGGCGGCCGGGCGCUUCAAAGACGUCCUCGUGCUGCUGAUGACGGACGUCCUCAUUUUCCUGCAAGAGAAGGACCAGAAGUACACCUUCCCCAUGCUGGACAAGCCGGCUGUCAUCUCGCUGCAAAACCUGAUCGUGCGGGACAUCGCCAACCAGGAGAAGGGCAUGUUCCUGAUCAGCGCCGCGCCGCCCGAGAUGUACGAGGUGCACGCCGCCUCCCGCGACGACCGCAACAACUGGAUGAAGCUCAUCCAGCAGGCGGUCAGCCUCUGCCCCAGCCGCCAGGACUUCCCGCUGAUUGAGACGGAGAUCGAGGCGUCCCUGCGCAAGCUGAAAGACCGCAUCCUGCAGCACGACCGGAAGAUCGCGGCGCUGCUGGAGGAGAAGGUCGGGCUCUUCGCCGACAUGCUGGCGCUGACGAGCGGCUGCGAGGAGCCCUCGCCCACCCUGGCCCCGCGCACCCUCUUCCGCUCCGACUCGAGCGAGGGCUCGCGGGGCGAGCGCCUGAUGCACGACGCCAUCCGGGAAGUGGAGUGCCUGAAGGAGAUGUUGGCGGGCGCCGGGCGCGAGCGGGACCAGAACCACCUCGCUGAGGCCGAGAGCUGCCCCAGCCCCGGCGCGAGCAGUAAGCGGGGGGCAGCCCGGGAGUGGGGAAGGGGGGGCUGCUCCAACCCCGGGACCCCCCCCAUCCUCACCCCCCUCUCUGUCCCCGCAGACGGUGACGCCGGCAGCUUCAACGGCGCCCCGGAGUUCUGCAGGGCGGACUCGGACGCCGGGCAGCGGGACGGGAACGGCAACCAGCUCCUGCAGCGGGCACCCCAGGAGGAGGUGAACCAGCGGCUCAUGAACCUCUACGCCCUGCUGCACGGCCUCCAGGCGGUAGUGAGCCAGCAGGACACGCUGCUGGAGCUGCGGCUGCAGGAGGGCGUUGAGCGGCGCGAGAAGCCAGCAGCGGCACCGGCGGCGACCGAAACGGCUCGGCCGGGCGAGAGACCCAGCUCGGAGCUGGCGCUGCUGCAACGGCAGCACGCCCUGCUGCAGGAGGAGCUGGCCCGCUGCCGGCAGCUCUGCCACGAGCGGGCGCAGGAGGUGGCGGGGCUGGAGGGGCGGCUGCGGGGCAGCGAGCAGGAGCGCGCGCGGCUGGAGCGCGAGCGGGACGAGGCGCAGCGGCAGCUGGCGGCGCUGCGCCAGGAGGGGGGCGGCGCGCGGGGACGCCGCGGCACCGACCCGCGCCGCAGGAGCUUGCCGGCGGGAGACGCGCUCUAUCUCAGCUUCACCCCCCCGCAGCACCUGAGCCACGGCAGCAGCCCCCCCGGCCUCUCCUUCCAGCACCACCACGCUUUUGCCACGUGCCCCCGGGACGAGCUGGAUUACCGGGGCGAGCCCCCCCGGCUGCGGGAGGGCGAGGACGCGCUGGAGGCGCUGCUGGAGGACGAGGGCUUGGGCAGCCGCCGCUCGCCCCCCCGCCAGCCCCCGAGAUUUCCUGAGGAUGCAAGACAUUCCCGAGGAGGUGGAGAGCAGCCAGGAGCUGAAGGAGGGUGACGGGGGCUCCUCGGACAGUUAGGGACCAGCUCCUGGCCCCCUGCCCCCCCCCCCAGACCCCCCCAGAGCAGCCCCCCAAGGAGACGCGGGGGGCAGCAUCCAGCUACUGGGGGGGGUGGAGGGAGGCUGGGGGGGGGGCAGCGGGUCCAGGCCUCCCCCUUUGGGGAGCUGCUCAUCCCACAGGAGCCUUAUGGGUCAACGGGGUUUGGGGUCGUCCCCCCCACCCCAUCCUGCAAGCUGGGGGGUGGGGGGGGGGGCAGUGGUUUGGGGCUGAUAUCCCCCCCCCCCCCCCCGAUUAAUUUAUUUAUUUUGUCUUAUUGGGGUGGGAGGAGGCAGCUGGGGGGGGGGCAGGGGGGCAGGGUUGGGGCUGGGGGCUGCAAACUGGCCCCCAGUGCCCCCCCCUCCCCGCCCAGUAGGGCCAGCAAUUCCCAAAUGACCCCGUGUUGGGGAGUGGGGGGGGUCCCAGUACGUCCCAGUGCGUCCCAGUGCGGGGCAGGAUCCAUCCCCACUGUGAGCAGCACUGGGAUGGCCGUGACGUCCCCGGGGGGGGGCGAGCCUGAGCCACCCCCUGCCCCAAAACUCUGGGUUUGGGGUCGGUCGGGGGGUGGGGGGGCACCACAGAAACCCCCCUGGGGUGGGAGCGGCCCCGCCAGAAGCGGCUGCAAUCUGUCGUCGUCCUCCCUCGGCGUAACUGAAAAAAAAAAUGAAAAAAAAAUAGAAAAAAGGAAAAUAAUUAAAAAAAAAUUAAAAUAAAAA
Cygnus olor (mute swan) is the source of this 4555-nucleotide messenger RNA. It is a transcript of the gene ARHGEF2, whose product is annotated as Rho/Rac guanine nucleotide exchange factor 2. The record is from RefSeq and is a predicted model, not a curated record. The transcript has 26 exons. The coding region runs from base 137 to 3799 and encodes 1220 amino acids. NCBI's taxonomy places the organism in Eukaryota, Metazoa, Chordata, Aves, Anseriformes, Anatidae. Gene Ontology annotation, cellular component: ruffle membrane; cytoskeleton. Gene Ontology annotation, molecular function: microtubule binding; guanyl-nucleotide exchange factor activity. Gene Ontology annotation, biological process: actin filament organization; cell morphogenesis; positive regulation of neuron differentiation.